AGUUGCAAUAUGUAAUCUUCUUCUUUCGAUACCCAAAUUUUAAAUCCCGUUUUUUUUUUUGGGUACCUUUUAUAAUUGUCAGUGGCACUGACAUGGGUUUUUUGGGUACUAAUAUAUUUCGUGGGAAAUGUAACAAGAAACCAUAUAACAAAUUGGGAGAAACGGAUUUGAAACGCGUUCACAUUUGAAACUCCAUUGCUCGGAGGUUCUUCACUCUCCCCUUUUGAUGCUUCUUAAAUGUGCUAAAACAGUCGCCACCGGCAUCUUUGCUAGCUCCGGCGGCGAGAGCUUGGUGGAUCUCUGUCUUGAUCAUGGCGGCGGCCACCGCACUGAGCAGAGCUUUGUUUCUAAUGGGGUUUCUUCUAUUUCUUCAGCUGCAGCUUCCUGAAACAAUGGCGGAUUGUCCCUUGGAUUUGAGUGGAUCAAACUUUACUUUAGUUGCUUCUAUUUGUUCUAACCCCAACGAAAGAGGGAAGUGCUGCCGCUAUAUCAAUGCAUUUGUUGCAGUUUCUGUGGCUCAGCUUGCAAAUUCAACUGGUGAACUAGGAGUUUCUUCAAACUUAACCAACAUUUGCCUGCAAUCCAUAUCUCAAACCAUGGAACUCUAUGGAGUUCCUAGAAAUGCCAUGGUUUUCUGUGGGGUUGGAACGAAAAUUCCAGUAAACUACGCGUGUAGAGGCCGAGAAACCGUCACGCAGAUGCUGGAAUCUCCGAAGUUCACGAAAGUUGGGGAGAAUUGCAGAUUGCUGCUAUCAGAGGAGAGUGCUUGUAGGAAGUGUAUCAAUGCUGGGAUUUUAUAUCUCCGCAAUCUUAUUGGAAGAGAAGAUAAUAUAACAUUGAAUACCUGUCGUGAUGCUACGUUUGUUGCACUUGCUAGCCAACUUGAUGCUGCUUCAGUGAUUGAUCUUGCAAGCUGCUUCUUUGGAGUUCAAGGUCUUAACAGGCCUCCAGCUCCACCUCCAUCUUCGGCUACCCUGGAUAUUUCCCCAAGUCCAUCAGCUGCUGCAAGUCCCGGGCCACUGGCGCUAGGUGUUUCUGAUGGUAAACGUCGUCGACAUCAUUCCUACCAUGUAACAUUAGUGGCAGGUAUUGGCAUUGCAGUGACUGUAGCUUCUGUAAUGAUGCUGGUUGUCUUGAUUGUGCUGAUCCGAAGGAAAAGCAGAGAGCUAAAGGAUUCCGAGAAGACGGAUGCGAACUCUUCAAGAUCCUUCCCUUCUCGUCCCAUCAAAAAGUAUCAGGAAGGACCUUCCAUGUUUAAAAAGUUCAGCUAUAAGGAGAUCAAGAAGGCAACAGAUAGUUUUAGUACAACAAUUGGACAAGGAGGAUACGGGACUGUUUAUAAAGCUCAAUUCAGUGAAGACUUAGUGUUAGCUGUGAAGAGGAUGAACAAAGUCUCCGAGCAGGGGGAGGAUGAAUUUGGCAGAGAAANCUACCUCGAAUCCCUCUUCUCCUACUUAGAGUAUAGUGUGAUUUCAAUUCUCAUGCUCAUUUCAGCUCCACCUCCAUCUUCGGCUACCCUGGAUAUUUCCCCAAGUCCAUCAGCUGCUGCAAGUCCCGGGCCACUGGCGCUAGGUGUUUCUGAUGGUAAACGUCGUCGACAUCAUUCCUACCAUGUAACAUUAGUGGCAGGUAUUGGCAUUGCAGUGACUGUAGCUUCUGUAAUGAUGCUGGUUGUCUUGAUUGUGCUGAUCCGAAGGAAAAGCAGAGAGCUAAAGGAUUCCGAGAAGACGGAUGCGAACUCUUCAAGAUCCUUCCCUUCUCGUCCCAUCAAAAAGUAUCAGGAAGGACCUUCCAUGUUUAAAAAGUUCAGCUAUAAGGAGAUCAAGAAGGCAACAGAUAGUUUUAGUACAACAAUUGGACAAGGAGGAUACGGGACUGUUUAUAAAGCUCAAUUCAGUGAAGACUUAGUGUUAGCUGUGAAGAGGAUGAACAAAGUCUCCGAGCAGGGGGAGGAUGAAUUUGGCAGAGAAAUCGAGCUGCUUGCGAGAUUACAUCACCGACAUCUCGUUGCUUUAAGAGGCUUUUGUGUCGAAAAGCAUGAACGGUUUCUUGUGUAUGAGUAUAUGGCUAAUGGAAGCUUGAAGGAUCAUCUUCAUGCUCCUGGCAGGACCCCUCUAAGUUGGCAGACAAGAAUCCAAAUCGCCAUCGAUGUCGCUAAUGCUCUGGAGUACCUUCACUACUAUUGUGAUCCCCCACUGUGUCAUAGAGACAUUAAGUCCAGCAACAUUUUGCUGGAUGAGAACUUUGUUGCUAAGGUUGCCGAUUUUGGCCUUGCACACGCUUCAAAGGGUGGUUCGGUUUUCUUUGAACCCGUUAAUACCGAUAUCCGGGGAACGCCAGGUUAUAUGGAUCCUGAGUACGUUAUCACGCAAGAGCUUACUGAGAAAAGUGAUAUAUACAGCUACGGCGUGCUACUUCUGGAAAUAGUUACAGGCAGACGGGCGAUACAAGACGGGAAGAACUUGGUUGAAGUGUCCCUAGCGUACAUGAUUUCAGAUUCGAGGAUAUCCGAACUAGUAGAUUCAAGUAUCAAGAGUUCUUUUAAUUUGGACCAACUUCACACAGUGGUGUCAAUUGUGAGAUGGUGCACUGAGGGAGAAGGCAGGACGAGGCCUUCGAUUAAACAGGUGCUUCGUCUAUUGUACGAGAGUUCGGACCCGAUGCAUCAAGGGCUCAUAGAAGCUGUUGACGAUGAAGAAUAUGGAGGCAAUGAAGGGAGGCAGAGCAUGAGCAAGAGAAAGAUGCAUAAAAGUGAUGUGAUUUUUCAGUGUGGAGAUGGAAGGUACCUUGCUUCUUCAUCAAGCACAUCUAGAUCAUAUUGUAGUAGAAGCUUUUUGCUUGAAACUGGUUCACCACAGUCUCCUCCCAAUAUUUUGUCUGUCUCAGACCAAUUAUUUUAGAUAACUUAAGCUCUGUACAAGCGAUCCAACGUUAGUACCUUAAAUAGUUAGUACCUUAAAUAUUGAACUAUGCUCGUAUUAGUAUAGAAAUCUGAAAAUUCUUUAAUAAGAUGCAA
Molecule: messenger RNA, 3016 nt
Organism: Cucurbita pepo subsp. pepo (vegetable marrow)
Lineage: Eukaryota; Viridiplantae; Streptophyta; Magnoliopsida; Cucurbitales; Cucurbitaceae
Source: RefSeq, a predicted model, not a curated record